UCUCUGUUCCCCUUUCUUUCCGUCUUCUUGCUUCUCUCUUUCUGUUUCUGUUCCUUAGUCCACCCUUCGGUCUUCUUUAACUUUGCCAAAAUGUACCAGAACCAGUGGAUCACCAACUAUCUCAGCCAUGUCAAGUUCUGUCAAGGCAUCACAGCGGAGACCACCACCAAAGUUAGCAGACCUAAAUUACAGCAUAAGGCUCUUAGUUUCCAGAAACAGUUCUCGUUUGAGGACAAAGAGGAGGUAGCCCAGACCAACAAGGCCGUUGAUGUCAAUCCCCUGUCCAGUCUCCCCAAGGUCUCAGAGUUGAGGAAACGUUUUGAAAGCAUUAGCACAAGCCAGAGUGACUGCUGGGACAUGAACAGGAAAGAACGAAUUGCACGGCGGCUGGAGGGAAUUGACAGCGAUAUUCAGCUUUCCCUUCCAAGUGCUGGUCUGGUGACCCAUCGGCUGCUGGAGGAGGACACACCCAGAUACACCCGUGCAGCAGACUCAUGUGAUCCAUGCACAGUUCCUCUUCAGCACUUUGGCAAAGAUGACCCGGGUUUGUCGGACCUUCAUGGCUCCCAGGCCCACGUUGACCCUGUGUACAACCCUGGCUCUGUGGACACCGCAGGGCAGGAGUCUAAAGCCGAGCGCAUCGCCCGCUACAAGGCCGAGCGGCGCCGACAGCUGUCUGAGCGCUACCGCGUCCUGCUGGAUGAAGAGGCUGAUGCAGACUACAGCAGCCACUACUCCAGAAUUCGAAGAGAGCCUGAGGGGUCUGACCGGCAACACAGGCUGCAGGUGGAGGGAGUAGAGGAGGUAGAGCAUAAUGCUUACGCCUCCCACUCUCUGGCAGAGCAACCAACCAAUCAGACCAGGACCGAUCAAGGUUACAGCCGAGAAAGGGCCGGGUCACUGUCCGAACAUGAGAGGAGGAUGAAUCUGGAGAACCAGCGGAGGGCGCAAGACAGAGGAGGAGUGCAUGGAGGAGGCGGAGCAGCCCCUGACCCCACUACAACUUACAUGGACACUUCAGGGUGUGUCAAAGUUCCAGCAAGAGAACAGAUGGUUACAGGGGUCCCUAGCUCGCCCAAGACAGGCCAAACAGCCAAUCUGGCUGCAUCUCCUCGGGAUUUGUUCAUUGACCAACAGGCCCACAAUGUCCUGCACAGACAAGGCUACCCUGACCAACCAGCCAGUCAAUGGUCACUCCAGACUGACUCAGAAGGAGACACCAUUUCCCCAAUCAACUGGCCCUCCAGAAUUCGAGUCAGGGAGAGACUGGCUCGUGAUGAGCUGUCACACACGAGUCCAGAGCUGGGCUCUAGAUCAGAAGCUCCAGUGUACCGUCGUCACACACAGCCUUUUCCUGGAUACCAUGAGCGCUCAGCCUACCAGGAGCAGCCAAAGCUUCGGCUUCAUUACCAACCUUCCCAGCCACAUCACUCCCGCACUGACCGCUAUGACCAUGGCUGCCAUGGCUACCUAUCCAUGGGUAGUGAGCCUGCACCCCAAACAUGGCCAGAAUCAGAGGCUGCAGUGGAAGAAGUGGGGACUCAGAGGGAGGGAAGGAGGGAAGUGAGAGCAGAGCGGCUUUUGCGGGGCCGGAAAGCGGUGUUGCCCUCGGAAGUUCAAAGAAGAGAGAGAAGCACAGAAGACCAAAACCGUGGAAGAUCUGAGCAGGUGGACUUGACCUCACAACACCAGGGUCGUUCUGCAUCGAGUAGAGAGGUGAUGGAGGACCUCCGAGGGAGGCGUGAAAGAUGGUCAAGAAGGGAGGAGGUCACUGAGCAUGUAUCCAGACUUCAGGCAACUGAAGCACUGCAUUUAAGAGCUAGGAAAGCGCAGGAGAGAACGGAUGAUUGUCACCACCAACGAGGAACCAGCUAUCUGCCAGCUCAUGCCACAGUCCAAGCAUCUGCUCCACCAGUCAGUGGAAGAUGGGCUUCAGAUCCGGCCAAACUUGUAACCCAGUACAUACCAGACACAAGCAAUGCCCAAACCAGGCCCAUGCAUUCAGUACCCAUCCAGGAACCCAUCCACAGCAGAGAGGCUGUUCCACAAGAGGCCAUCCCCAAUGGAGACCACUCCCCCACUGAUGUGAAGGUGUCUGUAGCCCAGCUCCGUCACUCUUACCUGGAGAGUACCACAAGCCCCCGCAAACCUGAACAGGUAGAGGGAUUACCUGCCUUUGCAGAGGUGCCUUGGAGAAGUCAGAGAGCUGUGAACAGGAAUCGUCGCCCCCGGCAAUACGUUUCUCCCACUGAGGAUAGAAAGACUUCAGAGAGGUUUAGAACUCAGCCGGUCACUUCGGCCGAGCGGCUGGAAUCUGAUAGAUCUUGCCCAGUCUCAGAACCACAGGUCACUGAAGUGGAUGAGGAGAAGUUGGAUGACAGAGCAAAGAUGAGCGUUGCUGCCAAGCGCUCUCUCUUCAGGGAGCUGGAGAAGAGUGUGGAUGGGGCAGCUUUAAAGCCACACAGUCAUAACGCUGCCUUAACACGCAGACUGAGGCGCAACCAGGAUCGCUACCGCACCCAGCCUAUCACACCAGAGGAAGUAGUCAUCGCUGCUACUGUCCCUGGUCCUUUGUCACAGACUGUGUCUGUUCAUUCUUCAGUAGCACGAGUUCCUAGUCCCACUGUAGUCAACAGCACAGUCACCAGGCACAGUUCUAUGGUGGUAAGGGAGCAGGCAAAGAAUGCCCGACAGCAUCGGGAAAGUUCUGAUGCAGAGAAAAGUGUCCACAUGGUCCCUGCAGAAGGUCAGGAGGAACCUGACCUGUCCACCCUCAGCCUGGCAGAGAAGAUGGCUAUUUUUAAUAAGCUGACGCAGCAGUCCUCUUUCAACCCAAUCACCCGCAGAGAUAGCCGCUCCCGCCGCACUAACGCCCGCUACCAGACCCAGCCCAUCACGCCUGGAGAGGAUGGCUCGGAUUCUGAACUUUUUGAGGAGGAAAUGCAGCACUCAGAUGGACUGAGUGACCUGGACCAUAUUGGAGGCGGGUCUCAUUUAAGCACAGCCUCCUCCCUUAAAUCCUCGACGGUGUCUACGGCACAUGCUGGUGACAUCCAUCUGACCAUGUCUGCGACCACCCAUGAUGAAAGAGCACUACCCUCUUGGCACCAACCUCAACCUGCUGCAGUGGUCCAGAACUGGAAAGGCUCCUCUGAACCGUUUGUAGUCCAGAGAGAGGAGCCAAGUCUGGCCAUGGGAAAGAGGAAACUGCCCUCUCCAGAGAGUGUGAAACAGCCAGCCAGAGAGUGGGAGGAGCAAAGGGGGCACAGCAAGGCUGCUGUGACCUCUGACCUUCAGGAGACAGAUGGGCAACAGAGGUCAAAAGUAGCAGUUUCAGGUCUUCCGGAGCAGACGGUUUCAGCGCGAGCUGCAUCACAGCCCUCGUCCUCAAACUGGAGCAGCGCUAUUACACAGCACACGCACGCUCUCACACACUCUGUGCAGUCCCCGGAGUCCAGCAGAACUGUCCCUGAGGACAGGGAGAGGAAACAAGAGUGGGAGAAAGACUUGCACACUGAAGAGGCAGACGAGCUUUUGGACAUCAUGUCAGCCCGGCAGAUAUCCAUCAAAGACAGACUGGCUCUGCUGAAGAAGAGCGGUGAGGAAGACUGGAGGAACAGAAUCAAUAAGAAGCAGGACAUAGUGAAAGUGGCCGUUUCAGAAAGACAUGCUCAGCUAUGGGAGGUGGAGCAGACCUUCAAGAAGAAGGGCAAUGGAAUGAUAGAUGAAUUUGCAGUUUCUGACCAGCUCUGGGAACCUGUCUUUUCUUCCACUUUUUCCUGUGCUUCUGAGCCACUUGAUCACAUCGAGCCCCCUCCCCAGAGAAUGGGAGACGAGGUGGAGGACAGUCACCGGGUUGAGCGCAUCGAGAUGUCCAUACUGGAGCGCAAACAGCUCAUCACAGCCCGAGAAGACGCUUGGAAGGUCAGAGGUCUUGGAGCAGCCAAUGACUCUACCCAGUUCACUGUGGCUGGUCGGAUGGUCAAGAAAGGUCUGGCAGCCCCCGCUGUGCUGACAAAUCCCACACUGACUCCUACAUCCACAAAAAAUAAGAACACUAUCAGCAAACCUCAAGAAGAGAUUGAGGUCAGGCAAGACAUGAAAGUUGAGUCAGACCAAAAGCUGGACAAGCUAGAGUCCUUUCUGGGUCGACUGAACAGUAAGGUGGACAGGCUUCAGGAGACCACACUUACAGUCACAGAGAAGAAGGUGAAAGAGGUCAUGACCCUGGAUGAUGAGUGCUUUGAUAGGUUCUACAGGCACACAGAGGAGCUUGCCAACAUCACCAGCAAAGUGGAGAUCAGUGAUGACUUUGAUGCCAUCUUUGGACCUCAGAUACCCAAGCUGGCCUCAGACAUGGUGCAGCACAAGCGGGCGGUGCGACCAGCCCGGAAUGUGCAGUCAUCCAGGAACCCUUUGAAGCUGCUAGCCUCACGAGAGGACAUUAGACACGAAUACACAGAGCAGAGACUCAACAUUGGAGUGCUGGAGAGCAAGAGGAUCAAACAGGAAAAAAUGGGUAAGAGCAGUGGUUUCUCUGCAGUGGCUCUGGCAGGCUUGGCGAGUAAGGAGAAUUUUAGCAAUGUAAGUCUGCGCAGUGUCAACAUCACCGAGCAGAGCUCCCACAGCAGUGCAGUACCCUACAAGAGCACCAUGCUCAUGCAGGUCAAAGGUCGGCGGCAUGUCCAGACUAGGCUUGUCGAGCCCAGAGCAUCCUCCUUGAACAGUGGUGAUUGCUUCCUGCUGGUCUCACCCCACCACUGCUUCAUCUGGAUAGGAGAGUUUGCAAAUGUUAUCGAGAAGGCUAAAGCCGCAGAGUUGGCAACCUUCAUACAGACCAAACAUGACCUGGGCUGUAGAGCCUCAUAUGUGCAGACCAUAGAGGAGGGUAUCAACACACACAGCCAUGCAGCUAAGGAAUUCUGGAAGAUCCUGGGAGGGCAAGCAAGCUACCAAGCUGCAGGGACUCCAGAGGAGGAUGAGUUCUAUGAGACUGCCAUAGUGGAGACAAACUGUGUCUACAGGCUGCAGGAAGACAAGCUGGUGCCUGAUGAUGACUACUGGGGCAGAGUGCCCCGAUGCUCCAUGCUCAGCCCCACUGAGGUGCUGGUGUUUGAUUUUGGCAGUGAAGUGUAUGUAUGGCAUGGCAAAGAGGUGACAUUAGCACAGAGGAAAGUGGCAUUUCAGCUGGCAAAGCACCUAUGGAAUGGAACCUUUGAUUACACAACAUGUGACAUCAACCCUCUCGACCCAGGAGAGUGCAACUCACUUAUACCCAGGAAAGGUCAGGGCCGGCCAGAUUGGGCUGUGUUUGGUAGGCUGACCCAACACAAUGAGACCACAUUGUUUAAGGAGAAGUUUCUGGACUGGAAUGACUCCAAGAAUGCUUCAAAAAAGAAUGACAGUGCAGAAACCAUUGAAAACAAGGAAGGCCACAGUGGUGAGUGCCGGCCGUAUAAUGCCUCUCUAAUGUUGCCGCUAUUGCAAGCACCUGUUCGGACUGUUCUGGAUGCAGUGGACGUGGGUCGCGGUUAUGGAUUUGUGGGUGAAGAGGAUGGGCGAGGCUUUGAGAUAAGCACGCUGUCUGUGGAUGUGUGGCAUAUUCUGGAGUUUGACUACAGUCGCCUGCCUAAACAGAGCAUAGGGCAGUUCCAUGAGGGAGACACUUAUGUGGUUAAAUGGAAGUACAUGGUCAGCACAGCAGUUGCAAAGAGGCUGAAUUCAGAGCGAGUUGUAGGCCCGGGGAAGGAGAAGUGUGCAUAUUUCUUCUGGCAGGGUCGUAACUCCACUGUAAGUGAGAAAGGAACGUCGGCUUUGAUGACUGUGGAGCUAGACGAGGAGAGAGGAGCACAGGUCCAGGUGCAGCAGGGGAAGGAGCCCCCCUGUUUCCUGCAGUGUUUCAAUGGAGGGAUGAUCAUUCAUGCAGGAAAAAGGGAAGAGGAAGAGGAGAAUGUGCAGAAUGAGUGGCGCUUGUACUGUGUCAGAGGAGAGAAGCCAGUAGAGGGCCAUCUGUUGGAGGUGGUGUGUCACUGCAGCAGUCUUCGUUCUCGAACCUCCAUGAUUCUGCUGAAUAUCCCCAAAGCCAGCAUGUACCUGUGGCAUGGUUGCAAGGCUCAACCGCACACACGUGAUGUGGGCUGCACUGCCGCUAACAAGAUCAAAGAGCAGUGUCCUCUGAGGCAGGGCUUCACAGCAGCAGUAAAAGUAACCAUCCAGGAGUGUGAUGAAGGGACGGAACCAGUCGGCUUCUGGGAAGCUCUUGGUCGGCGAGACAGGAAGGCAUAUGAUUGCAUGAUUCAUGAUUUAGGGAAGUUUAACUUCACACCACGGCUAUACAAGUUAAGCAGUAUUUCAGGGGAAUUUGCUGCUGUGGAAUUCAUCUGUCCAUCCAGAGAGCCAAACCUGGUUAACUCAAUGCCCUUUCAUCAGGAGGACCUGUACACUGCUGCUCAGCCAGCUCUUUUUUUGGUGGAUAAUCAUCAUGAGGUGUACCUGUGGCAGGGCUGGUGGCCUCAGGACAGUGAAAACACAGGCUCCGCCCGCAUCCGUUGGGACUCAGAUCGGAAAUGUGCCAUGGAAACUGUGCUCCAGUACUGCCAAGAGAAGAAUGAAAAGAAGCCUCCAAAAGCCUACCUGAUCCACGCUGGCCUGGAGCCUCUUACCUUCACUAAUAUGUUCCCCUCCUGGGAACACAGAGAGGACAUUGCUGAGAUCACAGAGAAGGAAGCAGAAGUAUGUAAUCAGAUCAUUCUGGUGGAAGAUGUCUUGGCCAGACUGUGUAAGACCACCUAUCCACUGGCUGAUCUACAGGCCCGGCCGCUUCCUGAAGGUGUUGAUCCUCUGCGUCUUGAAAUUUACCUGUCAGAUGAAGACUUUGAGGGUGUAGGGGCCUAUGGUAAGAAAGCUCUAGAGAUGACGAGGAGUGAGUAUGAGGCACUGCCGGGAUGGAAGCAGGUGAACAUGAAGAAAGCUAAAGGAUUGUUCUAGCGGGUUACCACAGUCUGUGUGUUGUUAUAUGGGGUAAAAAUGAAGCUUAAGAAUGACUGCAAGAGAUGGAAUAAGCAUGUGGAGGAGUUUCAUUCUGCCUUUCUAACUGGACUCUAAACACACAGGUGUAGGUCCAUAGGUGUCAGUCCAUAGGAAAGGGCAGUAAGAGAAGAGGAAAGGAGUGGUGGAUGUGGACAAAGAUCAGCAGAGGUUUACCAGCCUCUUGUAGCAUAUCUAUUUCCUUCCCUCCCUUUGUUUUCUCUGUUUUCACUUGUUUAUGUAAAAAAAGUGUAAAUGCAUAGUGGAAAUGCUUUUUUGAUCAAGGUUUGUUUUUUUUUUUGUUUUUGUUUUUUUUUUUUUGUCUUCCAGUUUUUUUGUUUUUCUUUUCAUGCAUUCAUUCCACUACAUGUCCAUGUAGCAGGAGCUGCGCUGUCAUACUAUUGCGUCUGAACACAGAGACAGGAACGAGUCAGACAGUGUCCAGCUCUCGCCACCAGUCUGUUUUUAAUUUUGAUGUGUUUCUUAUAGUUUAUACUUAUAAUGAAGACUUGAGAAUAAAUGUACAGUAAAAGUCUAAAUUGUAUCACUGAUAGUGGGAGUCAUAUGUAGUGACGGUCCAGUCUAAUGCCACUCAUAGCCAGACCUUCUACAUGCCAUCACUAAUUCUUCUGCUACCACAGAGGUGAAGUUGUGUGUGUGUGUGUGUGUGUGGAUAUGGGUGUGUGUGAGUGUGUGUGUGUGUGUGUGUG
Pygocentrus nattereri (red-bellied piranha) is the source of this 7736-nucleotide messenger RNA. RefSeq names its product supervillin a (gene svila). NCBI's taxonomy places the organism in Eukaryota, Metazoa, Chordata, Actinopteri, Characiformes, Serrasalmidae. Gene Ontology annotation, biological process: cytoskeleton organization; actin polymerization or depolymerization; barbed-end actin filament capping. The record is from RefSeq and is a predicted model, not a curated record. Gene Ontology annotation, cellular component: cytoplasm; actin cytoskeleton. Gene Ontology annotation, molecular function: phosphatidylinositol-4,5-bisphosphate binding; actin filament binding.